Saccharomyces paradoxus is the source of this 1752-nucleotide messenger RNA. RefSeq lists its product as uncharacterized. NCBI's taxonomy places the organism in Eukaryota, Fungi, Ascomycota, Saccharomycetes, Saccharomycetales, Saccharomycetaceae. The record is from RefSeq and is a predicted model, not a curated record. The transcript has a single exon. The coding region runs from base 1 to 1752 and encodes 583 amino acids.
AUGAGAAUCAAAAACGUUGUACUAUUAGGGUUGUCUUUGGCAUCGGUUAAAGCCUCGCCAAUUGAAAGAUUAUGGAAACGGUUUUUAGCGAAUGAACCAAGUGAAACACAAAUGGUAAACACAACCACUUUUGUAUAUCCUCAGACGCAGUCAGUUGAACUAUUUCCAAUGAAUAUGUGUAGAGGUAUUACGUUGGAAGAUGCUACGAUAGACCAAUUGCAGGGUUACUUCGAUAAAGGUGUUCUUUCGUCAGAGGAUGUUGUGCGCUGCUAUCUAGACCGCUACUUUCAACUUAAUUCGUAUGUCAAUGGUGUAUUGCAAGUCAAUCCCGAUGCUAUUUCAAUUGCACAGGAAAGAGAUCGCGAACGAGCAGCAGGAGUUGUUAGAAGUCCAUUGCACGGUAUUCCAUUUUUAGUUAAGGACAAUUAUGCAACGAAGGAUAAAAUGGAUACUACAUGCGGUUCAUGGAUGCUUUUGGGUUCAGUAGUGCCACGAGAUGCUCAUGUUGUAUCCAAAUUAAGAGAUGCUGGUGCUGUGUUGUUUGGUCACUCUACAUUAAGUGAAUGGGCAGAUAUGAGAUCAUCAGAUUACUCUGAGGGUUACUCCGCUAGAGGUGGCCAAGCACGCUGUCCUUUUAAUCUUACUACCAACCCGGGAGGUAGUUCUUCCGGUAGUGCUGGUUCUGUAGCUGCAAAUAUGAUAAUGUUUUCAUUAGGAACCGAAACUGACGGUAGUAUUAUUGAUCCAGCAAUGAGGAAUGGUAUUGUUGGUUUUAAACCAACAGUUGGUUUAACUUCAAGGUCUGGUGUAAUUCCAGAGUCGGAACAUCAGGAUUCAACUGGACCCAUGGCUAGGACUGUCCGUGAUGCAGUAUACGCUUUCCAAUAUAUGUGGGGGAUUGAUGAGAAAGACGUGUACACCCUGAACCAAACUGGUAAAGUUCCAGAUGAUGGUGAUUAUGUGAAAUAUCUGACUGACAAAAGUGCUCUGAAAGGUGCAAAAUUUGGUUUACCAUGGAAAAAGCUUUGGUCAUAUGCCAAAACUGAUGAAAUUCCUAGACUUUUAGAAGUUAUUAAAGUUAUUGAAGACGCAGGAGCUACAAUUUAUAAUAAUACCGACUUUGGAAAUUUAGAUGUUAUUUCAGAUAGUGGCUGGGAUUGGGACUUUGGAUCAGCAAAUGAGAGUGAAUUCACUGUGGUGAAAGUUGACUUCUAUAAUAACAUCAAGUCUUACUUGAGCGAAUUGGAAAACACAAAUAUUCGCUCCCUAGAAGACAUUAUUGCAUAUAACUAUAACUUCACUGGUAGCGAAGGCGGAUACAAUAAUACACAUCCUGCCUUUUCAUCUGGUCAAGAUUCUUUCUUAGACUCUCUGGCCUGGGGAGGUAUCAAGAAUGCGACCUACUGGGAAGCUGUCGAAUUUGUUCGAAGAACUUCCAGAGAUGAAGGUAUUGACCACGCACUUAACUAUACUGAUCCUAAUACCGGUGAAAAUUUCAAGCUGGAUGGUCUUUUGGUUCCAAGUGGUUUGUCAAUCACAUACCAGCAAGCCGCUAAAGCUGGUUAUCCAAUGAUUACAUUACCGAUAGGUGUUAAAAAGGCUAAUGGCAGACCUUUUGGUCUUGGCAUAAUGCAAUCUGCUUGGCAAGAACCUCAGUUGAUCAAAUACGGCUCCGCUAUCGAAGAUUUAUUAAACUAUAAAUGCAAGCCACAGUACUAUGAUUAUGUGGCAAAAAAUAUCCCCGUUAUAUAA